Pistacia vera is the source of this 2591-nucleotide messenger RNA. Its product is annotated as transmembrane 9 superfamily member 11. Lineage: Eukaryota; Viridiplantae; Streptophyta; Magnoliopsida; Sapindales; Anacardiaceae. The transcript has a single exon. The coding region runs from base 266 to 2242 and encodes 658 amino acids. Gene Ontology annotation, biological process: protein localization to membrane. Gene Ontology annotation, cellular component: membrane. The record is from RefSeq and is a predicted model, not a curated record.
AAACAGCAGAACUUGUAAAUGAUGGUAACAAAAUCAAAUCCAUCCCAUAUAAGACUCUCUGAUACAAAUCUCUCCUUCUUCACAGAGACUCUCACUUUUCCAUCUCUCUCAAAGGUCAGUCAGAUCCAGAUCCCUCUCUAACCUUCUUUAUUUCUUCAUUUAUUGAUUGUAUAUUGCUUUUACUAUUUCAUAUCUUUGCUUUUCCAUUCAUUUCACGAUCUGGGUCUCCCAGAUCUGCCUUGAAUUCAUCCAAAACUGAUCGAGAAUGGAUUUAACUUGCAAUUUUAGCAUCUGGGUGUUGUUUGUUUUCUUUGUAUUUCAAUCCUUUUGUUAUGGGUUUUACUUGCCUGGUAGCUACCCUCACAAAUACGUUGUCGGAGAUGCGUUGUCUGUGAAAGUUAAUUCACUCACUUCCAUAGACACCGAAAUGCCCUUUAGUUAUUACAGUUUGCCCUUUUGUAAGCCUCAAGAGGGCGUCAAAGAUAGUGCUGAGAAUCUUGGUGAGCUUUUGAUGGGUGAUAGGAUUGAAAAUUCUCCCUAUAGGUUUAAGAUGUACACCAAUGAAAGUGAUAUCUUUUUGUGCAAAACGGAUCCGUUAUCGAAAGAUAAUUUCGAUUUGUUGAAGAAGAGGAUUGAUGAGAUGUAUCAGGUUAAUUUGAUCCUUGAUAAUUUGCCAGCGAUAAGGUACACCAAAAAGGAUGGCUAUCUUUUGAGGUGGACGGGGUUUCCAGUUGGGGUUAAGUAUCAAGAUGCCUAUUAUGUGUUUAAUCAUUUGAAGUUUAAGGUUCUUGUCCAUAAGUAUGAGGAAACUAAUGUUGCUCGUGUUAUGGGUACUGGCGAUGCGGUUGAUGUGAUUCCCACGAAAGCGAGUGAGGGAUCUGAUGUGCCGGGUUAUAUGGUUGUUGGAUUUGAGGUUGUGCCAUGUAGUGUGAUGCAUAAUGUUGAUUUGGUGAAGGAUUUGAAGAUAUAUGGUAAGUACCCGAGUCAGAUUAAAUGUGAUUCGAACAUUGUGUCUAUGCCUAUUAAGGAGGGUCAACCAAUUGUGUUUACUUAUGAGGUUAACUUUGAUAUGAGUGAUAUCAAGUGGCCAUCCCGUUGGGAUGCUUAUUUGAAGAUGGAGGGAUCAAAGGUCCAUUGGUUCUCAAUCUUGAAUUCCCUUAUGGUUAUUACUUUCCUUGCUGGUAUUGUUCUUGUGAUCUUUUUGAGGACUGUUCGGCGGGAUCUGACUCGGUAUGAGGAGCUUGACAAGGAGGCUCAAGCACAGAUGAACGAGGAGUUGUCUGGGUGGAAGCUUGUUGUGGGGGAUGUUUUCCGUGCCCCAAGCAAUCCUGGACUUUUGUGUAUUGUUGUUGGAGAUGGAGUUCAGAUUCUCGGGAUGGCUGUCGUGACUAUUUUGUUUGCUGCUCUUGGAUUCAUGUCACCAGCUUCCCGUGGAACUCUUAUCAGAGGUAUGCUGUUUUUCUACAUGAUUCUUGGUGUUCCAGGUGGCUAUGUUGCUGUUCGUCUAUGGAGGACAAUUGGCUGUGGUGAUCUUAAAGGAUGGAUUUCUGUGGCAUGGAGGGUUGCUUGUUUCUUCCCUGGUAUUGCCUUUUUGAUUCUAACAACUUUGAAUUUCCUGUUGUGGGGUAGUCAUAGCACAGGAGCCAUUCCAUUCUCUUUGUUUGUUAUUCUGCUUCUGCUAUGGUUCUGUAUCUCUGUGCCCCUUACCCUAUUUGGCGGUUACCUUGGGGCGAAGGCACCUCAUAUUGAAUUCCCUGUUAGAACCAACCAGAUUCCACGUGAAAUCCCGGCCCAGAAAUACCCAUCUUGGCUUUUGGUUCUUGGUGCUGGCACUCUUCCAUUUGGUACCCUCUUCAUUGAGCUCUUCUUUAUCAUGUCUAGCAUCUGGAUGGGUCGUGUUUACUAUGUCUUCGGUUUCCUCUUGAUUGUUUUGAUACUGCUUGUGGUGGUUUGCGCCGAAGUGUCUCUUGUUCUCACAUACAUGCAUCUUUGUGUUGAGGACUGGAAAUGGUGGUGGAAAUCCUUCUUUGCGUCAGGAUCAGUAGCAAUCUACAUUUUCUUGUACUCCAUAAACUAUCUCAUUUUUGAUCUCCGAAGUUUGAGUGGACCUGUCUCGGCCACUCUUUAUUUGGGAUACUCUCUUGUCAUGGUCAUAGCAAUCAUGCUAGCAACAGGCACAGUUGGAUUCCUUUCUUCAUUCUGGUUUGUGCAUUACUUGUUCUCUUCAGUGAAACUGGACUGAAGACCUCUCCCCUUUCCAGAUAUUAGCAUUCUGAAGAGCAGCUGUGGUUCACUGGCAGAUUAAUGCAACCUUUAUGGAAGUCGAUCAUGUUUUAUUUUCGAAAUUUACUUUGAUAGGAACUUAGUAAAUUGUAAUAUCAAUAAUGUGGUCCAGUUUUCCUUAAUUUUUGUUUACAUUGAGAUCAUGGCAUGAUAGUGUUAUACCAUAGUGUAUUUGCAUCCUUGCGGAUUAGAGGCUUAUCUAGUUGUUUCUAGUUUGUAACUCGGCAUUUUGAAUUCUAAGUACUAUGUGCUUAACCAUUCAAAUCUUUAUGGAUUCUAAGGCAUUUUUGUGCCUUUUGCUUGUUUUA